Penicillium waksmanii is the source of this 1110-nucleotide messenger RNA. RefSeq lists its product as uncharacterized. Gene Ontology annotation, cellular component: membrane. Bases 1 to 1110 code for a protein of 369 amino acids. The transcript is spliced from 2 exons. Gene Ontology annotation, biological process: arachidonate metabolic process. Lineage: Eukaryota; Fungi; Ascomycota; Eurotiomycetes; Eurotiales; Aspergillaceae. The record is from RefSeq and is a predicted model, not a curated record.
AUGAGCAACAAUUUCACAUUCGGGAGUGACAAUUCAGGGGUUCAGAUUGGGGUCAAUCAUGGACAUGUAAACUAUGCCUCUGAAGCAUACAAGCAGUCGACUAUGUCUGAAAUCGGUGGCUCUUCGUCAGGAAAGGGGCUUCGUCUGUUGUCUUUGGAUGGAGGAGGCGUCCGUGGCCUCUCAAUUAUCCUGAUUAUCAAGAACCUCAUGGAGAGAAUAGACCAGGGUAACCCACCUGCGCCUUGCGAAUAUUUUGAGUUGAUCGGUGGAACUUCGACUGGAGGGUUGAUUGCGAUUAUGCUUGGACGCAUGCGAAUGACUAUUCGUGAGUGCGAGACGGCUUACAUGAAGCUAUCUCAUGUCUUUACCCAAGUUCGUGGCGACAGCAAUACCUGUCAGUUCGACCACAGGGCAUUUGAACAUGCAAUAAAAGUCAUGCUGGCCGAGCAUGGCAUGGAUUCGGAGUGCCUUUUGAAGGAUACAAGUGCAGCGGCCUGCAGGACCUUCCUUUGUGCUACAAGCCAAAUAACAUCCCAAACCGUCGUUUUAUCGAGCUAUUUCAAUGACCGACGAGGCAGCGACCUAUUAAACGAGACAAAAAUAUGGGAGGCAGCCAGGGCAACGUGUGCAGCGAUGAACCUUUUCGAACCAAUCACAAUUUGUGAUGAAACGUUUGUCGAUGGUCAGACUGGCGCGAACAACCCGGUUCAAGAGACUUGGACAGAAGCCGGGGACGCAUGGCAGUUAAACAAAGGCGAGCUCAAAGAUAAUGUUCAAUGUUUGGUUUCUAUCGGAACAGGCAUUACUGGAUUUACUGCUUUUACACCGCAUCUUUCUGAGGUCGUAAGGGUGCUGGAAGCCAUUUCUAUGGAGACUGAGCAGACGGCAGAUCGGUUUCGCAGGCAAUACACGGAUCUAUUCCAAUUAAGAAGAGCAUUCAGAUUUAACGUCGUUCGAGGAUUGGAAAAUGUUGGACUGGAGGAAGUUUCCAAGUGGGGUAGUAUCAAAGCUGCCACUAGGAACUACGUGCAAACUGAAGAGGCAUAUGUUGCGAUGAGAGAUUGCACGAAAAGCAUUAGAGAAGGAGGGCGCAAUGUGUCUUUUGCUUAA